Molecule: messenger RNA, 738 nt
Organism: Plasmodium falciparum 3D7
Lineage: Eukaryota; Apicomplexa; Aconoidasida; Haemosporida; Plasmodiidae
Source: RefSeq, a predicted model, not a curated record
AUGAAAGAAAGAUAUGACGAUGGAGAUAAGGAAAUUAUAAAAGAAAGUAGAUUAAAAAUAAAUAAAAAACAUCACCAUCGUGAGCAUAAGCAUGAAAAAAAAAAGGAAAAGGAAAGAAAAAGGUACAGUAAUAAAUAUGAUAAGUAUGAUAAAUAUGAUAAGUAUGAUAAGUAUGAUAAAUAUGAUAAAUAUGAUAAGUAUGAUAAAUAUGAUAAAUAUAAUAAGAAUGAUAAAAAUGAUAACUAUAAAAAAUUCUAUAAAUAUGACAAGCAUAAUUAUCUUGAUGAUUCUUCCAAAAAAAAGAUUUUGCACAACGAUGAAAAAAAAAAUCGGCAUGGAAGAAAAAGAGAUAAGGAAAAAAAAUAUCGAGAUAAUUCAAGUUCCAUAGAAAAAAAUGAUAAUAUAAAAACGAAACCAGAAUUUUCGUAUAAUGCAUUUGAUUACUUUAAUAAACACAUUUCUGAAAAUAAGAUAUCAUCAAAUUAUAUUAAUGAAGAGAAAUUAAAAUAUGAAAAACAAGUAUUUCAAAAAGCAUAUGGCUUGUCUUUAGACGAUGAUAUAUGUUAUGAUAAUUUUCUAUUUGAAAAGGGUGAAGAAAAUAAUAAAAACGUAAAAAAAAAUACGACAAAAUGUAACGAACAAAAUAAUAAUAAAUAUUAUGAAUGUUAUAGCUGUAAAACACAAAAUUUAUUUGCAAAUGUCCAGUGUUACAAAUGUAAAAAAUUGAGAAAACUGUAG